AUGGCACGACGUGAUAACCAACCUGUUGGCCUUCUACAGGCUGCACUACAGGAGACAACCACUACAGCCACUGCCAGAGCUCUCGAAGGCCAGAAAAUCUUUAGCCCUAUAGCAGCCUUCCUUGACAAUCACCGGCGCCAGAAUACUGGCCUCACUCCUCGCCAGAUAGGAGCGCUAGCUACCCUUAGCAAUGACCUGGCUAAUGUAGCCCAACAACACUUCAAUGCCUACAUCAGCGGCGUGCCUUGA
This is a messenger RNA of Penicillium subrubescens, 249 nucleotides long. RefSeq lists its product as uncharacterized. The transcript has a single exon. The coding region runs from base 1 to 249 and encodes 82 amino acids. Lineage: Eukaryota; Fungi; Ascomycota; Eurotiomycetes; Eurotiales; Aspergillaceae. The record is from RefSeq and is a predicted model, not a curated record.